GAAAACCACCAACGAAGAAGUCGGGCAGUCAGAAGCUCAGCAGCAGAAACUCGCACACCAUGGGUUACUAAAGAAGUGAUAAACAUGGAUAAAAAGAAGAAACCCUUCGAUGUGACGGCUUCAUCCCUGGUGGACCUUAAAGCUGAACUGUACAGGAAGCAGGAACAAUUCAAACAGGACAAACUUGGGCAUGAAAACACUGGUGCUGGGGUCACAUCAAGAUCCAAAAUCAAGAAACCUAAUGUAUGGACCAAACAAAACACUGGAGUAUCAGCAAGAGCUGAGAAAGAUGCGGAGCAGCUGGCUGAGGAGCAGAGCAGUCUGGAUACCUCAAAACGCAAGUUAGAGGAGAAGGCCAAACUCUACGACCAAAUGACAAAAGGAGACUUUCCAGAUGAAGAGACAGAAGGACUGUUCCUGGUGGAUUUCACCCAGAAGAUUAUUGACAAAAAGAGAGAAACGCUUGCACAGAAAACUGAAAGAGAGGAUGAGGAAAGAGGAAAUUUGUCUGCUGUCCCUCCUCCUCAAAACCCAGAUGAGGAAUGGGUGGAUUAUGUGGAUGCCCUUGGCCGAUCUCGGAGAUGCAUGAAGAAAGACCUGCCUGGGUUUGAGAAAAUUGACCAUAAGCUUUACGGAAAAGGAAAAGCCUCUGCUGACAAGACCUUACUCUCGGAAGACAUGCGUCGAGAGCUGCAGAGGCAGGAGUGGGAGAUGGAGGAAGAGGAGGCCAUGAAGAGACCUGUCGGACCGAUCCACUAUGAGGAUAUCAGGGGACAAGAGGCUCGGGAUCUCGGUGUGGGUUACUUUGCGUUCGCUCAGGAUGUAGAGCAGCGCAGAAAGCAGAGAGACACUCUGGACAUGCUCAGGGACCAGACAACUGAGCAGCGCACUAAGAGGGAACAGCUGAAGGACAAGAGGCAGGCCAUCCUGAAGGCUCGAUUGGCCAAAGUGAGGAGUAGGAAGACGAAGAAGGCCAAGCUGGAUGGCACUGAGGACGAGCAGAGAGACGAGGACAAUGAAGGAGGGGACGACGAAGGGGACUUGAUAGGACCCCCUGUACCAGAGGUCAGCACAGUGAGGAAGGUGGAAGUUGAGAUCCAGGAAAGAAAAGACACCAAACCAGGAGUUCCUCAUGUCAGGGAAUGGGACAGAGGCAAAGAGUCCAUGUUUAAUGAAUGGACAUCUCGGCGUCGCGAAGAGCGAGAGUCAGAAUUCGCCCCUCCCACUGCGUACUUUUCUGAGUGGAAGAGAGAGAGAUCAGGGAAGAUUAAAACUCAGGAGAGUAAACCCAAGAUGCCUUUCAAGUGGCGCAAAGGCCCAGAAGACAUCUCUGAGAGCAAAGAGGAACCACUUUCUCAGCCAAAGACUGCCCCCUCAGCUCCUGUACCUCAACAAACUCCUCCACCUCCUCCACAAACACAGACUACAUCACAGUCUACACUUUCAGACCUCCCAGCAAACACUGCUUCAGUGUCAGCUGCUCCCUUUAAUCCCCAGUUCCCCACUCAUUCAUUUUAUCCUCAGUUUCCUGGUCCAGCUCCUCCACAGUUUGCUGGAUCACCUCAAAUGUAUCCCCCACAGUACCCUUACCAGUAUCAAAGCCAAUAUCCUCCCCAAUAUCCUCCCCAGUUUCCUUCCCAGGUUCCUCCUCAGAUUCCUCCUCUGUUUCCUCCUGGGUGUCCUCCGCAGGUUCCUCCUCUAUGUCCUCCUGGGUGUUCUCCACAGGUUCCUCCUCUGUGUCCUCCUGGGUGUCCUCCACAGGUUCCUCCUCUGUGUCCUCCUGGGUGUCCUCCACAGGUUCCUCCUCUGUGUCCUCCUGGGUGUCCUCCGCAGGUUCCUCCUCAGCCUGAACAGAGUGUGGAUGAAAUGCUGUCCUUCUACAGGAGCAUUACCUGAUAUCUUAAUCAUUCCACUAGCUGGGCAGUUCAUAUUUAGAGUGUAAAUACUAACUGCUGUUGAAUUUGUAGAAACAACAAAACACAAUGGCUCAGUUUCCGCAAUGUAAUAAACACAAGGAAUUGAACUGGA
This is a messenger RNA of Eleginops maclovinus (Patagonian blennie), 2028 nucleotides long. It is a transcript of the gene ccdc174, whose product is annotated as coiled-coil domain containing 174. The transcript has 11 exons. Bases 85 to 1896 code for a protein of 603 amino acids. The record is from RefSeq and is a predicted model, not a curated record. NCBI's taxonomy places the organism in Eukaryota, Metazoa, Chordata, Actinopteri, Perciformes, Eleginopidae. Gene Ontology annotation, cellular component: nucleus.